Messenger RNA from Salvelinus sp. IW2-2015, 1919 nucleotides. It is a transcript of the gene limd1a, whose product is annotated as LIM domains containing 1a. Gene Ontology annotation, biological process: response to hypoxia; negative regulation of hippo signaling; positive regulation of miRNA-mediated gene silencing. The record is from RefSeq and is a predicted model, not a curated record. Gene Ontology annotation, molecular function: transcription corepressor activity. NCBI's taxonomy places the organism in Eukaryota, Metazoa, Chordata, Actinopteri, Salmoniformes, Salmonidae. Gene Ontology annotation, cellular component: adherens junction; nucleus; transcription regulator complex.
CCUAAUCCCACGGUCGACUCCACACUAUCCACCCUCGGAUCAAGAGGUUUGCUUUAGUUCAGUGUUAUGCCUACGCACUUGUAAUAACCGUUUAAUUAUAGGAGAGCUUAGUUGGCGUUGUGAGAGGACCACCGUGGAAUUUGUUCAGCAACUUGCAGGAAAAGUUUGGAACCUAUUCACUCGCUACAAAGUUGCAAACAACGUUUUUUGAAUGGAGGCUUCGGCUGUGAGCGCCAUAGUGAAGUUCGGAAAGGGGGCGCAGGCUGGGUCGUAGGCUAUCUGAUCUGACUUUAUAACCAGACAGUAUCCUGUUGCGAGCAGAGUCAGCUGGCUCACYGAGGAAACGACGGAGCUUCUUCUCGCUAUUAUUCGGAUCUUUGUCCAUUCCGGAGUAGGCCUAGGCAUAAUUGCUUCUGCGGGAUAGCUGACACAUUACGGGAGAAACUGUACUUUAACUUCGGGUUGGGAUCUCCACGUCAGAAUACCGCGUGACAGUGCUCUCUCUCCGCUGCCUGGACUGGACAGUAGACUGCGGGAGCUGUGUGAAGUGUAACAAGGCAGUGUACGGAGCCACUGAGGCCUGCCAGGCUAUGGGAAGCCUCUAUCAUGAUGUCUGCUUCACCUGCAGCGCCUGCAGCAGAAGGCUACGGGGGAAAGCAUUUUACUACGUCGGUGGGAAGGUGUUCUGUGAAGAGGACUUUCUGUAUUCUGGAUUCCAGCAGUCUGCAGACAAGUGUAACGCAUGCGGACAUCUGAUCAUGGAUAUGAUCCUGCAGGCCCUUGGGAAGUCCUACCACCCUGGCUGUUUCCGUUGRGUCAUCUGUAACGACAGUCUGGACGGAGUGCCCUUCACUGUGGACACAGAGAACAAGAUUUACUGUGUCAAAGACUACCACAGGGUCUUGGCCCCCAAAUGUACAGCAUGUAACCAGCCCAUUCUGCCUUCAGAGGGCUCUGAUGAAACCAUCCGAGUGGUAUCCAUGGAUAAAGACUACCACGUGGAGUGCUAUCACUGUGAAGACUGUCAGAUGGAGCUGAACGACGAGGAGGGGCACCGCUGCUACCCGCUGGACGGCCACCUCCUCUGCCACGCCUGCCACCUGAAGCACAUCGAGCCGGGCUGCGCCUCGCCCACCGCUGCCUCCUACCAGCACCAGUUCUAGUUUUAGGAUAGAACCUGGUGCCACCAGGUGGCCCUCUGAACUAACUGCCAAUAACCAACCAUAACCAAUCUGCCAAAAACAAAGCUGUCUAUAAUGGUUUGGAUGAUAAAGUAUGCCUUUACUGUACAUGCCUGAUGUAAGUGAGGUCUCUGUAAGCGUUAAUUGUGCGAUUUGUUGAUUGAUUGAUUGCGRGUGUGGGAGUGUGCUUGUAAAUGACCUGUUAUUAUUUUUUAUGUAAAAAUCUAUUUCUCUAUUGAAAACAUUGUUUAUUAGUUGUAAAGUGUUGAACUUUCAUCUGACACGAAUGUUAAUAAUCUGGAAAUAACAAACUUUUUAUUUUAAAUAUAUAUAUAUUUAAAUGCCAAAGCACAGUUAUAUUUUAAUGACUGAUACCAAGACAAUUAAGCAUGGAAUUAUAACAAUACAAUUCAUAGUCUCAAUUAGGUGCAUUGUGUGUAAAUAAAUAUACAUUUCAUGUGCUUGUGUAAAUAUCCUGAUCUUCAUUUUCCCCUUUGUGUGCCACCAAUUUCAGUUGCUCAGUUUGAAUCAAUGUAUUUGUAGAUACUGAUACAGUAGAAAUAGUUUGCAUGGCUUAAUAGAGAAAUUGCUCAGUUUUGUUGUAUGUCUCUGUGUGUGGUUUAUGGUGUGUUUCCAUUACAUUUUAUACUAGAAAUACAUGCAUUGCUAAUUUWAGCUAAUAUGUAGGCAGUGUCUAGAAAGUCAAAGUUAGCAAUUUAAUACACAUACUGCACAUGG